CACAAGCUAUUGUCCAAUCAACGGUUUCCAAGAAUUUAAACUAGUAGCGGCUCCUAAAGCUCAACGACCUUAACAAAAAAUAAAUAAACAAGUAAAGCCUGAUCAUUGUACCGCGUUUAAGAUUAGCGAGUUUUAGACAUUUUCCCCCUAGAGGUGUACUAAAAGUGGUAUUUUGUUCAAAUUUUUUUUCAUCAAGUGUGACGAAGUAGAUUGAACGCAUUGGACCCGGUACUAGCAGCAGCAGAGAUCAUCGACGCCAGGGCUUAAAACUUGACGGGUUUUCUUCAAUCAGUUAGUGAUAUUUUCGUUUAACUAUUUAAUUUCAACGUGUUUGGAUAACUCGCCCGGUUACUGCAAACAUGAAGCCGGUAAAGUCGAUAUUUCUGAAGACGUAUGGCAAACAGAUGCGGAAGGUUUCCGCUUGGAUUUCCCCUAAAGAUCGCAAGCGAGCCUUCGACAGCACCGAAUCUGAUGAUGAUUCCGUAUUUGAAUCUGCAAAUCCCAGAAGGACGAGAGGAAAGCACAAACGGGUCUUCAGACAAGAAGUCCGUCCAGCCAAGAAAAAGGCCAUGCAGCACCUGAUCGAGUCGAGUUAUGAUGAAGACAGUUUAAUGAAUGAGAACUUCAACCAACCCAGAGGCCGAAAAGCCAGUGUUUUCAGCAGAACCUGUGGUUUAGCGGGUCAUCCAGUGAAGAGAAGGGCCAAUCUGCGUUCAAAAGAAACAAGCAGCAGUGAGGAAAACUUACCUGUGGGGCCAUGUACCCUAAACAAAAACAAAAAACUUAAAAGGAAUAACCGGCUUGUGUCCGCCCCAGUUUUAACAAAGCGGAAACGCCAUAAAAUUACGUUUACGAGUGACAGUGAGGAGGAAAACACUGCGCCAAAACCCAAGACAAAAUCAGUUGAAGCAGCUACAGACUCCAAUGUUCACCCUCUGUCUGCUGGUCGCUUUGUAACUCGCCGCAGAUGUGCAGGUCUGACCAGGCUCACCAAAGCUACAGCCAGUGGCCAUAGCUCAUCAGAUGACUUUACGUCUGAACGAGUAUUCCGGCCCACCAGGGGAAGAAAAGCCCCUGUGGCAUUUGGACUUUGCAGUUCAGAAAGUUCAAUGAAUGACGUUGGGAUGUCAAACUGCACUGCCAAUCCCCUUCAGGAGAUUUCACUCAACGCGUCUGUGGAGCGCAGCCUUGGGCCUCACCUCAGAAAGCCCAUCUUCUGCUCCACGCCCUCUGCAGGUUUCUUCAGAAAACAAGGACCAUCUGAAGCCUUCCCCACCUGUGAUCAGGGCAGCUCUCCUCCGUCCAUGUCGGUCAGCUGCAUCGGCGCUUCACAUGAAGACCUCUCUUUUCGUCAGCGUGUCCUUCCAGCGCAGCCUGGAUCUGUCUGUGGAUUGCAUUCUGAAGACAGGCAGCAGAGCAAGCGAGAUCUGGAUCACAUUGAAGAACAGUCUGCUGAUUUGUUUGUGGAGCCCAAGGAGAGCAGCUGCAGUGAAGCCAAGAGUGUAUGUGGAGCAUCGCGGGACGUGAACCUGAUCUCUGUAGACAGUGACGGCAGCAGUCAUUUUGUGUCUGCAGCAGGAGGUUUGGAAUGGUUGAUCGAAGCUCUGAAGGAAGAAUGUUUGAGCCGGCGCUGGACGGUUCAGUUGGACAGGUUAGGUUUGGUCCUUGUGUCUCAACUUGGAGACACAACAUACUCCUCCUGUUUGGAGCGUUCAAGCUUUGUCAGUAGCCCGCAGACGGCUUCCCUGCGUCAUCUGGUGGGAAAUGACAGAACUUUAAACUUGGCUUCUUCGGCCUCUGACCUUCAUGAGACAAAGGCUUCACCCUCUGUUGACCAGGAGAAAUCAUCUGAUGCAAGAGCAACCGAGAAGCAGUCAGAUGACUCAAUUCACCCGUCUGACUUCAGCUGCAAUGUGAUCGUGAGUCCACAUUCUCCUGCAGAGGCAAAAGUAGCACAAGGGGAGAGCCUUUCUAAGAAACGGCUUGUUAGUUUACAAAAAGAGCAACUCAAAGACAUUACGCAACCUAAGGAUGCAGCUUUGGCUUCUGCGAUGUUGCCAAGUCAAGAUACCAAUCAGCCAACUGACGUUAAACGCGCUAGAGAAGUUACUGCUGCUCUUUCUAGGGCAGACACCACCAACGGGCUAAAAGCUUCAGCAGAGACGCCCGACUCUGAAAAAUCAGCAUCACCACUGAAGAAAGAAUGUCUGGCCAACAGGCCUGUUGUACCGGUUAAGAGGAUACGUCUGUCUGAACUGAAGGAAACGCUGCAGAUCAAAGAUGCUGCACGGGAGUCCUCCGAUCUGUCGGAGUCAGACGCUGAUCGGCAGGCAAAGACUGUCCUUCUAUUGGAUGGUGACGAAAACAAAUCCACCUCGAAAGCCAACGUUCGACGCAGGAAGGUGGCCUCUGGGGAGAAGGACUCGUGCAGAGGUGCCACAAAGCAUAAACAAAAGCCUGCAGGGGACAAGAAAAAGAAGAGCACCACCGCAGACACGUUUAACAGCACCAGGAAGGUGUGUGUCAGUGGAAUGAGUGUUAGUCGCUGGAAAAACAAGGGCGGGAAUUUCAGGAGCUGGGCGGAGCAAACAGGAAGCUCAAAGAUUGUGGACUGUAGCAUCAGUGAGCUGAUCUCUGCACCGUGGAAACAACCACAGGAGCUGGUGACAAAUCCAGAGAACAUUUUCACCCCGCUGAAGGCAAAUCUGCCCCCUCUGCUGGCUAACUUAACACCCAGCACACACACCUGGAGCCGCAUCAAAGCCGCCCUCUCCGUCCACCGCAAGGGAAUGGUUCAGCUCACCCCCACGACUCUCCGGCUGUCGGAGACUCCAAGAAGGAACGCUUUGGCAAAUGUGAGUCAGGAUCUCUUCGCUACUCCUCUACGUACGCCCCUCCCCAAACACCUGCAGUCCCAGCUGCUGACCCAGCACUCCCUGGUUGUGUGUGAAGAGCCAGACUUGUCAGACGCGGAAAAGGUGUAUGCUGAGUGUGGCCAGGAGCACCCUCUGCCCUGGGAAGAGUGCAUUCUCCCUCUUCGCAGCAAAGGCUGUGUGAAGAUCGGGGAGGGGACCUUUGGGGAGGUCUUCUCCACCACCAACGCUGCGGGAGAGACCGUGGCACUCAAAAUCAUUCCAAUAGAGGGCAGCAAGAAGGUGAACGGAGAGGAUCAGAAGACCUUUGGGGAGAUUCUCCAUGAGGUUAUUAUAUCCAAGGAGCUCAGCAGCUUGAAAGAGAAACAGCACAACCAGACUAAUGGUUUUAUUGGACUCAAUGAUCUCCACUGCGUUCAGGGGUGCUACCCGUCAGAUUUCUUGAAGGCGUGGGAUGCUUAUGACCGGCGGAAAGGCUCUGAAAAUGACAGGCCAGAUUUCUUUUCAAAAGAGCAGUUGUUCAUCAUCCUGGAGUUUGAGUUUGGAGGUGUGGACUUGGAGAACAGCAACGGAACGCUGGCGUCUUUGGGGGUGGCGAAAAGCAUUCUUCAUCAGGUGACGGCUGCAUUGGCGGUUGCUGAGCAGGAGCUACACUUUGAACACAGGGACCUCCACUGGGGUAACGUUCUGGUCAAAACAACCAGGAAACGAAAGGGCAGCUUCCUCCUCAAUGGAGAGACCCACCACGUGGAGACCAACGGCGUGCUGGUCCGCAUCAUCGACUAUUCUCUCUCCAGGCUGGAAAUUGAUGAGCUGACAGUGUCCUGUGACAUCUCAAACGACGAGGAGCUCUUCAUGGGUCAGGGAGACUAUCAGUUUGAAAUCUACAGGCUGAUGAGACAAGAGAACGGGAACGACUGGAGCAGCUACCACCCUCACAGUAAUGUGCUCUGGCUGCAUUACCUGUGCUCCAAGCUGCUGUCCAUGAAGUACCGCGGUUCAGGACGCAAGGGGGCCAAGGACACGCGAGAGGCGCUCAGCCGUUUCCAUGACAACAUCCUCCAGUACAACUCGGCCACAGAGGCGCUGAGAAAUUGCGCCAUGUUUCAAUAAUGAGUGAGUUAACUCCCCAAGUGUGAGAAAGCUCACAUGGACAGAGGCUUAAAGGAGAGGGGGGGUGAAUUCUGACCUGAUGUAAAAAUUGAAAUAAAGUGUCGUAAUCCAGAGAACUUGUAAAAAGUAUAGUUACAUUAAUAAAAUUGACAUACUGGUCAAAA
Molecule: messenger RNA, 4150 nt
Organism: Oryzias latipes (Japanese medaka)
Lineage: Eukaryota; Metazoa; Chordata; Actinopteri; Beloniformes; Adrianichthyidae
Gene: haspin
Product: histone H3 associated protein kinase
Biological process (GO): protein phosphorylation; intracellular signal transduction; mitotic cell cycle
Cellular component (GO): nucleus; cytoplasm
Molecular function (GO): histone H3T3 kinase activity; ATP binding
Source: RefSeq, a predicted model, not a curated record